Molecule: messenger RNA, 1386 nt
Organism: Rhopalosiphum maidis (corn leaf aphid)
Lineage: Eukaryota; Metazoa; Arthropoda; Insecta; Hemiptera; Aphididae
Product: MAD2L1-binding protein-like
Exons: 4
Coding region: 365-1252 (295 amino acids)
Biological process (GO): regulation of exit from mitosis
Cellular component (GO): nucleus
Source: RefSeq, a predicted model, not a curated record
GUACGAACGUUACGUUUUUCUGAUAAGUUAUAAUUUUGAACAUAGGUAUUUCACAAGAUGCUGUUUAAUUAAAGCGAUAACGUAGGUAAUUACUCAUAACUGUUAAAUCUCGUUUUUUGUUUAUUCGCUACACGUUUUAAGAAACUAGGUCAUUGAUGUUUUACCGCAUCGUCAUCGAUAAUUGUCAACUUUCGAGACGUGAAGUGGUUCAGUCGAAAUCCUUUUUUUAUUUUUACAAUAGUGCGAACAGUAACGGUUUCGUGAUCUUCGAUUCCAAUCAGUAAGACUAUCAUAAGCCCUAUCGCGUUUCGGUUAAAGUAGUACAUAUUUUACGGACAUCUUUGUUGAUACGACUGCGUUGACCAUGGCAACCUGUGAUGUAUGCGUUCACUUGUCCGACAUCAUGACACCACUGUCAUUUUCCAGCUUAAUAACAACGCUAAUAAAAUAUUUGGUCUAUGAAAAGCAACUGAUUCCUUAUCCUUACGAUCGUCUGAAGUUAUACGUGCAAAAAUACAAAGAACUCAACUUUGAGGAAAAUAGUCGCUGUAAUCAAAAAAGUAAAUACAGAAUGGAGUCUGAGAAAUAUUAUAAAAAAGUUUCAGAUGCGGUACAAAGUCUUGAAACUGUUUUCCAGUGCAUUGAAAAUGAAUUUCUUAGUCAUGUCGAAAAUCAUAUAGAAUCAGUUGUAAUAUUAAUUGGAUCAAGUGUACUUAAUCCUUUGACUGUAUUUAAUAUAAAUGUACCGGAAUUAAGUUAUUCACACUGUGAAAAACAACAUUCUUCUAGGCAACACAUAGAUAAUGUAUUUAGGAACAUAUUGAAUAAUGACAAGUUCAAUGAUAUAUUAACAUCAAAUAUAAUGGUUGAAACAAACUUGUAUGUGAUGUUCAAAGUAAAGAAAGGUGGAAAAAUGGCUACUAAUUGGUGUGUGCCCAAGGAGCAGUUUCGUAGUUUCCGAGGGAAGCAAGUAGUCCUGAGAUUUGACCAACCACAAAAUGAGAUCAAUUCGAAGAAAUAUGAAACAUGUUGCAUCAAAGAUUGUUUGAAUUUUGAAGUAUUUGUUGAUUUUGACAAUCAGGAGACAAGUGUACAAACAUUACAAACAUUAAAUAAUACAUUCACAAAUAGUGUUGUUGAUUGGUAUUUAGGAAAACAUCAUAUUACCGGAUUUAAAAAUUAUAAAUACAAUGGAAUUCCUAUAUCAGAUACUUGGUUGAAUCCAACUAUCAUUGAUCGUUUGAUAUCAUAACCUAAUCCAUGGUUUAAGGAUAGGAAUUUUUUAGACAAUUUUAUUUUUACAUAAUUAUAUACUUAAAUUUGUCAUGUAUGAAUUUUGAUAUUGGUUUAAUUAUUGAGUUUUUUUUUUUUGUAUGUAUUGUUUGU